Spirodela intermedia is the source of this 4411-nucleotide messenger RNA. Lineage: Eukaryota; Viridiplantae; Streptophyta; Magnoliopsida; Alismatales; Araceae. The record is from the annotation of a GenBank genome assembly.
AUGGCUACCAUGGGAAACAACAACAUAAAUGCGAAGCUGGUGGGUGGUCAAAUUUCUGCGCCUCUCUAUUUCUAACCUCCGAUCGGAUCUCAGGUUUUUAUGUUUCUUUGAGAGAUGCCGUUGGCUCUUUGUGAUCGCCGAUUUAUUUGGUUCCCUGCCUAUUUGGAGAAUUUACCAGGUGCUUCUGGGGGACAUGGGCGCUGGAAAGUCCAGCCUCGUUCUGCGCUUCGUGAAGGGCCAGUUCCUUGAAUUCCAGGUCAUUUUCCUUGCUCUACUUUCUGAUGAUUUCCGUUUUCUCGAUGUUGUGUACGGUUUUGGGAUUUGAAUCGGGUGUUUGCAGUUAGGCUCAUAUCUUUUUCCUUUUCUUCCGCAGGAGUCGACCAUUGGGGCGGCGUUCUUCUCGCAGACGUUGGCCGUGAACGAUGCCACCGUUAAGUUUGAAAUUUGGGACACGGCUGGGCAGGAGAGGUACCACAGCUUGGCUCCCAUGUACUACAGGGGCGCAGCGGCGGCCAUCAUCGUGUAUGACAUCACCAGCACGGUACGACCAGUUUCCUCCAAAAUUUGGAAAUUACUCGUGUGGCCUUGUGCCAAAAAAUCACUCUAAAGUUUUCUUUGCAUUUCAGGAUUCAUUUGCCCGGGCAAAGAAAUGGGUACUAGAGCUUCAAAAACAAGGUUAAGUUUGUCAAAAUAUUUUUCUCGUUUCUGCUGUGUGUUUCUUUUAGAGCAUGUGAGUAUUUCGAAUGUUGCCUAUUGGAAAUUUGACAAUUUUGGAUGCAGGUAACCCAAAUAUGGUGACUGCUCUUGCCGGAAAUAAGGCUGAUUUAGAAGACAAAAGAAAAGUGACAGCAGAGGCAUGUGCCUUGACCCAUUCUUCUUCACUAUCCAUUUUCUGAUUUAUUCUUAUUCCGAAACUGCCUUAGUGGUGAUAAAUCCUAUUAUGUUUGAAACUUAGCAUUUGCUACUCCUUUUCUUCAUGUCUUCCAUUUUCUGAAAUUUUGGAUUUAUUCAAGUCUUCAUGUUAGUCUCCCUUUUGUUUCAAUUUUCCAUUUUUUAUUAUGGUCUGAGGAUCACAGAAAUUUGGACCACUAGGUGCUUCGUAUUUCAUGUGUAUUAUCUUAACAAGAUGACAGUUGUGUAUUUAUAAUACAGAAGUCUCUGCUUUAUUACUUUAUUGUACUAAUAUUCGACUGAUGCACUGUUACUCCUUAAGUUUGAUUGCAUAUACGUUUUUGCCCAUCCGGAUCAUUCCCUUGAAACUAAGAACAUGAAAUGGUGCACAGUGAUGCCAAGUUUUUGCCUUCAAUGAGGCCACGGCAUCAUCUACCAAAUAUCAUGGGAGAUAUUUGAAGAUUUGUUUUGGGAUUUUACUUAUCAGGCACAUGACAUUUUGUGUGCUUCGUGUUAUUUCGGGCUGCGGGGACUACAAGAUGUCAGUGAUAUGUGUGAAGGGAUAAAAAACGAGUUUCUGACGUUACCCCAUUUGGAGCGUCCUUCUAUAUACGACGAUCAUUUAGGUCUUCGCUCGAAUAUUGUGCAAUUUAAGGGAGGAGUGUUCACGAGGUGAAAAUCAUGACUUAGUACUGUGGCACGUUUGAUGGGACAAUAACAUAACUUUCAUUCGUUGUUACUUGAUAACUUUUUACCUUUCUCCUUCCUAAUUGGAGAAAAAAAUUCCUUCUAGUUGAUGCCAACUGCCAUAGUAUUCGGUCGUAUCUUUUUGUACCCAAUCAUGAGGCCCAAUCCGGAGAUUCAGAUACAUUUGAAUUUAUUGGAAAGAUUCCACAAAAGCACUCCAAUACUAUGAGGUUUACGCUUUAGGGUGUUCAACUCUGUGACGUUAUUGCCUUUCUCCUCUUUAAUUGACUGCUCUUUCUAUCUUUUUCAUUUUGGUGAAAGUCUUCCUCUCCACAAUAGGGUUUUACUUACCUGUUUCUUACCAAAUUACUACGUCUCUCUUACUAAAAUGUGUUUUUCUCUUUCUAGGAGGAAUCUUGAUAGGAUCAAAGAGUUGUGGCAUAUUUCUAAUUUCCUUCUUAUUAUCCUCUGAGAAAUGAGCAAACAUGUUGAUCUCCGAUGAUCUUUACAAUUGCAAUGAAUCUAUAAAAGCACGAGUUCUGUUGAUAUUCCGUCCUUUGAUAGACUUUCUCUAGUUUUUUGUUGUUAAUUCUUGGCUUUAGCCUUAAAAAAUUGUCGUCAGAAUAGCAUCUGGCUCUUUAGGCCUUAUUGGCACUGUGUUUGCAAUCAGAUAGCCUUUACCCUGCUCACUCUAAUUGGUUAGUCUAGACGGAUGACCUAACCUAGCCUUCUGAAAGGCUAUCCUUCCUCGUUGAACGUGGAGAAAGAAACAGAGAAGAACUCUGAGGGGGAAAAAAAAGAAGAAGUAAGAAUAUGGAAGUAGAACCUGCAGGUCGGGACAGAAAUAGAGGAGAGAAAGAAAAUAAGGAAGAGUCUGUUCCUUUAUGCAUUUUAGUUAGUUUGAUUCAAGGAAAGGAAGACUCAAGAAAGAGCAAGGUGACCACUAAUGGUCAUCAAUAUGCCUUUUAGGUGAAUUCUGGUUUUUUUUUUUUAAUGUUCUCAUUUGAGGGAUUCCAACUGCAUCAAUUGUUCAUCUGUGGGUUGUGUAGGGAAUAGCAGAGAACAAGGAGGAAUUUAGUUCAGCAGCCUUUGCCAUUGCGGAUUGUGGAAGUUCUGGAAGGAAUGGCGCCAUUUUGGCAUAAUAUCUCUAACCUUAUUAGAAUAGUAUGAAUUCCUGGGCUACUUUAGCCCUAAUUUCAAUAUCCUUUUAUGCAUUUCGUUUUUUGGUUGACAAAUAGGAAAAGUGCAAGAGCAGGGCGACCAUUUGUAGUCAUCAUCAUUUCUUAGUGAAUUGUGGCUUUCUUUUUGUUUUCAUAUUGGCUGUAUAUUUGGGAUGCAUAUUUGAAAAUUCUUGGCAUAUGCUUUAUGUUUUGUUAAACCUGGACAAGGACAUGAUCGGAUGGUCUCAUGUUCUCAGUUAUGUGUGGAACAGUCGUGGUUCUUGUGGAUCAUAUAAGAACUUGUUAAACUUGUGAUUUUGUGGGGCCUCAUAUUCUCAUGGCAUUACGUGCUUCUACCAACUUAUUAAACCUCAAAUCCCGGUUGUUUUAGUGGGGGAAAUCAUGAUCACCAACAACACCAUGCGGUGUGGGAAAUGAGGGUCAUGCUGAAACAUAUACGACAUUUUUUUCUGUUACAUAUCCUUGCAUGGUCGAUUUCUGGCGUGUUAUAUUUCAUUUUCUGCAUUGUUUUGAAUUUUAUGCCUAAGAAAGAUUGCUAUGAACUUGAGCAGGUGCACUUUCCUUUGCUAUUGUUGUCAGUUUCUAAAGUUACUGGUUCAUGAUUGUCCUUGCAGGAAGCGCGUGCUUAUGCUGAAGAGAAUGACCUUUUCUUCAUGGAAACCUCCGCAAAAACUGCAAUCAACGUCAAUGACAUAUUUUAUGAGAUAGGUAGGUACUGCUGUCUUCUUUUAUUAUUAUUGCUGCCUCAUCACUCGCUAUCCCACAAACUAAAAAAUUCUCGUUGUUCUCUCAGUUUCUUUUUGGAAGGUCUCUUCUUUCUGAAUCUCGUGUGCAUUUCUUCAGUGAAUCGCCAUAGCGUAGUGCUUUUUUGGCGUGCCAGUCACGAAGCAACUAUCAGUCCACUCAUGGGUGGAACUGGGUGGAGCAUCUUAUGGAUACCUUCUCUAUAGAUUUGGAAAGUUUUACUUACCUGUGUUUCAGAGUUGAAUCGUUGUCGACGAUGAGCCUCAAGUGGAUGGUAGUUUCAUGGACGGUAUCGCUUAGCUGCAGUAGGGCAUUUAAGAUUCGGGGCAGCCGAGGUAGAAGGGGAUCAUUUUCCCGCAAUGGACUCUAGGGACCAAUCCCUUUCCGGGUAGGGAUUGGAAUCGGACCAAUCCGCCUAGAUGGGCAGUAGGUUUUCUUUCAGUAAAUUUAAUUUAUUUAACAUAAAUGAUAUUGUCUUGAAAGAAGAAAUUAGUUCUUGGGAGACCUUUUUAAAACGCUAUAAAUGCCUCUCUUUUUCAGAACCAGUCUCGAAUCAAUGAAUUCCCUUGUUCCUGCCCAGCUCAACCAUAUCCGACCCUUUUCGGUUGAUUUCUCGACCCCUUACUCGGUGGGAAGAUUUUCUUUUGUGAAGAUUUCAUAAUUUGUAUAACAUUUAUUCGUUCCGCUUAUUGAUUCUCUGUCAGAUUUAUUUAUUUUUCCAUUCCUUUUUGUUUGAGUAUCCUGGUCUGUUGUUCUUCGAUCUCCCUCAUCGUGCUUAAAUGGUCCUGGAUACUUGUUUGGGUACAGCAAGAAAGCUUCCCCGGGCUCAACCCGCUCAGAAUCCGACGGGUAUGGUUCUUGCCGACAGACAGGCGGAGAGGACAAGGACUUCCGCGUGCUGCUCGUAG